AUGGCAUUCCAGGCAGCAACUGGUCUUUCUGAACAUUCCCACCAUCUCAAUGUUAUCUUCGUCGCGGUGACGGGGUUGAUGACCUUACUAUCGACAUGCUUGGUAGUUCUCCGAUUUAUCUCACGCUCCCUCACACUCUCCAUAAAAUUGGAUGACUGGUUCUGUCUUCUUGCUCUGAUAUUUUCCUAUGCGCUCCUAUGCACCACUGCUCUCGUCACAACCGUGGGGCAUGCGGGCAUCCACAUCACUCAGUACAAGGACCCCCUUGUGCUAGAAAGAUACUUCCAGAUUACAUUAGCCGAUAUGGUGAUCUACAACGUCAGUGUUGGAUUGACCAAAAUAUCUAUAUUACUCUUCUAUCGGCGAAUUUUCUCCGUCAACAAGGCUUUCCUGUUUUGCAAUUGGGUGGUCACCGGCCUCUCCGCAGGGGCCUGUAUAGCCGCAGUCUCCGGGCUCAUCUUCUCCACGAACCCUGUAGAUGCACAGUGGAAAUUCUGGGAGCCCAGCACGACAAUCCACAACAAGAGCUUCUGGAUUGCUAUGGGUGCAGUCAACAUCCUUCUUGAUGUAAUUAUUCUGAUCCUGCCACAACCGGUAGUCUGGCGAUUGAAGCAGACACGCCGGUGUCGAAUUCUGCUUUCUCUGGUCUUCAGUGUAGGUGGAUUCGUCUGCGUGACCAGUAUUGUACGGCUUGUUUAUAUGGCCACGAUUGAUGUAUCCGAUUUGACAUACACUUUCACUGUCCCCGGUAUUUGGACCACAGUCGAAACAAACAUGAGCAUCAUUUGUGCUUGCCUCCCAAUGAUCCCAAGCUUGGUCCAGCAUAUCCGUGAACCUCGAUCGACUAAGGGGACGAGCACAGGCUGGAGUGGCAUUACACGCCUCCGCCCUUUUCACAGUUGGAAGUCUGGCUUUGGUGCUCUUGGCUCCGUUCGAUACCACGCUGUCGGUUCCAGACAUGAACUCUACAAUGACAUCGAAGCGGCGAGCCCCAAGAGGGCCAACAAUUAUUGGGGUGAUGUGGCCCAAGUCCAUGCAUAUACGAAAUUGCAGGGGUAUUAA
Aspergillus costaricaensis CBS 115574 is the source of this 1062-nucleotide messenger RNA. RefSeq lists its product as uncharacterized. The transcript has 4 exons. The record is from RefSeq and is a predicted model, not a curated record. Bases 1 to 1062 code for a protein of 353 amino acids. NCBI's taxonomy places the organism in Eukaryota, Fungi, Ascomycota, Eurotiomycetes, Eurotiales, Aspergillaceae.